AACCAUUUUACGUCCUCGCUCCGAUAUCAGAGUAGUUUCAAAUGAUGAUUACCGAAAAGCUACCUUUAUAUUCGGCUCGGGACCUUUCCCCCCGCUACGAAGCAUUCUCUGAGGAAGAUGAUGAGGAUGGUAAUCCAGUCUUUCUCUAUUCAUCUUUUGGCUACUUUUCCAAUGAGUUCAUUGCCUACUUUGGCCGAUCUAAUUCUCGAAAACGCGAUUUGAACCAGGAAAUCAUUAGAGAAAGUUUACAACGUCUUCCAGACGAGGAUGUGUACCCUAUGGCUCCUUCAAAUAUUACAGUAGCCUUAUCUCCGACUCCGAUCAACGAGACGCUCUUCCUUAAAAGGCCAAAACUACACCUAGACUUCUUAGGUACAGGUCUAUUACCAAAACUUAUGUUACAGGAAGCUGAAACAAUGGAGCUACUCCUACAAAACCCACAUCCAAAUAUUAUACGAUAUCAUGGUUGUUUAAUCAAACGUGGUCGUAUCGUUGGCCUAGUCCUGGAUCGCCUCCCGGAUACACUCCAACACCGAUUAGAGAAGAAUACUCAGCACUUUAACGUUGAAAACUGUAUACAUAAAAUAAGGUCCGCAAUCUACCACCUUCACUCACUCGGACGAGCGCAUAACGAUCUUACACCAAUGAAUAUUAUGAUUGAUGAACGCGACGAUCCUAUCAUUAUUGAUUACGGCUCUUGUCAGCCAUUCGGGAAUGAACUUAUUACAGCGGGCACGCCAGGAUGGAUUGAUGAAGAAUUUACGAUUUCGGCGCAAAAGCACGAUCAAAUUGCGUUGGAAAAGAUCCAGCAAUGGAUGGAGAAUCUUGUGAGAGCUGCAUAAGACAUAAGGAUAGGGUAGAGAAUAUGACAAUAUGUCGAAUCUGUCCGCUUCCAAAUGAACCUCCCUCAGCCAUCUUAAGCCCUCUUCAGCCAUCUCGCGUAUUAUUUGCCUAGGAAGAGGCACUGGGUAAGAACGUGACAAUAUGUCUGAUCUAUUCGCUUCCAAAUAACCCUCUUUAAGCCAUCUCGCGUGUCGUCUGCCUAGGAAGAGGCAUUGGGCGAGGGGUUUGUUGGUGGUACGUAGCUAUCGGAAUUUCUACAAUCCCGUUUUUCGCAGUCCUUCUUCUCUCUUUGUCUCUGUACUCGAUAUCCGUUGGGAGCCCUUGCGCCAGGUGUAACCCUAAUAGUUGUAUGAAAUACGCAC
Molecule: messenger RNA, 1205 nt
Organism: Pseudovirgaria hyperparasitica
Lineage: Eukaryota; Fungi; Ascomycota; Dothideomycetes; Acrospermales; Acrospermaceae
Product: serine/threonine-protein kinase-like protein
Exons: 1
Coding region: 42-842 (266 amino acids)
Biological process (GO): protein phosphorylation; mitotic DNA damage checkpoint signaling
Cellular component (GO): nucleus; cytoplasm
Molecular function (GO): protein serine/threonine kinase activity; ATP binding
Source: RefSeq, a predicted model, not a curated record